Pongo pygmaeus (Bornean orangutan) is the source of this 6402-nucleotide messenger RNA. RefSeq names its product inositol-trisphosphate 3-kinase B (gene ITPKB). Gene Ontology annotation, biological process: phosphatidylinositol phosphate biosynthetic process; inositol phosphate biosynthetic process. The record is from RefSeq and is a predicted model, not a curated record. Bases 593 to 3433 code for a protein of 946 amino acids. Gene Ontology annotation, cellular component: nucleus; cytoplasm. Lineage: Eukaryota; Metazoa; Chordata; Mammalia; Primates; Hominidae. Gene Ontology annotation, molecular function: inositol hexakisphosphate kinase activity. The transcript has 8 exons.
ACAACUUCCUUCCUGCUUUCCUCCCCCAAGCCUCCGCCUUUCUCCCUCCUCCCUCCUCCACUACCCCCCCAACUUUUCUUUCUUUUUUUUUUUUUUAAUCGUACAUUGAACAAACACUGAAGUAACCCGGAGCAGACACUGACAGGGGCAGUAUCUCCACGGUCGAAAAGGGCGUGCAGGGCCGGCUUGGCGUCGCCACUGCCGGGAUCGCCGGGCCCCUGAACCGAAGAGCUUUCCCCCCUCUUUCGCACUCCUCUUUUUUGUCUUCUAUAGCUUGUGAGAAAAUAAUUUCUGAGCAUUUUUACUUUUAAAGCCAUCUCGUCCCUACGAGGUCUGCGCCUCUGGGCAUGUAGUCUACACAGGACCUGAGAAUCUGAGAAACUGCAGCCGCACGGUUGUUUAUGGAGCUUUGGGCGGGGGCUGAGCCCGCGGUCGUGCCCCCAGCCCGCUGCCCAGGCCAUGCCGCCCCAUCUGCGCGCGGAGCCGCGGCUGCCGGGCCUCCGGGGCUGAGCCGGGAGCGCCGGGAGGAGGAGGCGCCGGCGGCGGAGCAGGAGCGGGAGCCGCGGCGGCGGGCAGCGCGGGACCCAGUACUAUGGCUGUGUACUGCUAUGCGCUCAAUAGCCUGGUGAUCAUGAAUAGCGCCAACGAGAUGAAGAGCGGCGGCGGCCCGGGGCCCAGUGGCAGCGAGACGCCCCCGCCCCCGGGGAGGGCAGUGCUGAGCCCCGGCAGCGUUUUCAGCCCCAGGAGAGGCGCCUCUUUCCUCUUCCCCCCCGCCGAGUCGCUGUCGCCCGAGGAGCCCCGGAGCCCCGGGGGCUGGCGGAGCGGCCGGCGCAGGCUGAAUAGUAGCAGCGGCAGUGGCAGUGGCAGCAGCGGCAGCAGCGUGAGCAGCCCAAGUUGGGCUGGUCGCCUGCGAGGGGACGGGCAGCAGGUGGUGGCAGCCGGUACCCUCUCCCCGCCGGGGCCAGAGGAGGCCAAGAGGAAGCUGCGGAUCCUGCAGCGCGAGUUGCAGAACGUGCAGGUGAACCAGAAAGUGGGCAUGUUUGAGGCGCACAUCCAGGCACAGAGCUCCGCCAUUCAAGCGCCCCGCAGCCCGCGUUUGGGCAGGGCUCGCUCGCCCUCCCCGUGCGCCUUCCGCAGCAGCAGUCAGCCCCCUGGAAGGGUCCCGGUUCAGGGCGCCCGGAGCGAGGAACGGAGGACAAAGUCCUGGGGGGAGCAAUGUCCAGAGACUUCAGGAACCGACUCCGGGAGGAAAGGAGGGCCCAGCCUAUGCACCUCGCAGGUGAAGAAAGGAAUGCCCCCUCUUCCCGGCCGGGCUGCCCCUACAGGAUCAGAGGCUCAGGGUCCAUCCGCUUUUGUAAGGAUGGAGAAGGGUAUCCCGGCCAGUCCCCGCUGUGGCUCACCCACAGCUAUGGAAAUUGACAAAAGGGGCUUUCUUACCCCGGGAACUCGGAGCUGCCUAGCUCCCUCAUUGGGGCUGGUCGGAGCUAGCUUAACGGUGGCCACAGAAGUGGCAGCGAGAGCUACAUGCACUGGGCCACACCGUCCACAGGAUCUUGCCCUCACUGAGCCGUCUGGGAGAGCCCGUGAGCUUGAGGACCUGCAGCCCCCAGAGGCCCUGGUGGAGAAGCAGGGGCAGUUUCUGGGCAGUGAGACAAGCCCAGCCCCAGAAAGGGGCGGGCCCCGCGAUGGAGAACCCCCUGGGAAGAUGGGGAAAGGAAAUCUGCCCUGUGGCAUGCCGGGCUCUGGGGCGCCUGAAAUGGGCAAAAGGCCAGAGGAGACGACUGUGAGCGUGCAAAGCGCAGAGUCCUCUGAUGCCCUGAGCUGGUCCAGGCUGCCCAGAGCCCUGGCCUCCGUAGGCCCUGAGGAGGCCCGAAGUGGGACCCCCGUGGGCGGGGGGCGUUGGCAGCUCUCCGACAGAGUGGAGGGAGGGUCCCCAACGCUGGGCUUGCUUGGGGGCAGCCCCUCAGCACAGCCGGGGACCGGGAAUGUGGAGGCGGGAAUUCCUUCUGGCAGAAUGCUGGAGCCUUUGCCCUGUUGGGACGCUGCGAAAGAUCUGAAAGAACCUCAGUGCCCUCCUGGGGACAGGGUGGGUGUGCAGCCUGGGAGCUCCAGGGUUUGGCAGGGCACCAUGGAGGAAGCCGGUUUGGCUUGGACGCGUGGCACAGGGGUGAAAUCAGAGGGGACCUGGGAAAGCCAGCGGCAGGACAGUGAUGCCCACUCAAGUCCGGAGCUGCUACCCCAAGAUCAGGACAAGCCUUUCCUGAGGGAGGCCUGCAGCCCCAGCAACAUACCUGCUGUCAUCAUUACAGACAUGGGCACCCAGGAGGAUGGGGCCUUGGAGGAGACGCAGGGAAGCCCUCGGGGCAACCUGCCCCUGAGGAAACUGUCCUCUUCCUCGGCCUCCUCCACGGGCUUCUCCUCAUCCUACGAAGACUCGGAGGAGGACAUCUCCAGUGACCCUGAGCGCACCCUGGACCCCAACUCAGCCUUCCUGCAUACCCUGGACCAGCAGAAACCUAGAGUGAGCAAAUCAUGGAGGAAAAUAAAAAACAUGGUGCACUGGUCUCCCUUUGUCAUGUCCUUCAAGAAGAAGUACCCCUGGAUCCAGCUGGCAGGACACGCAGGGAGUUUCAAGGCAGCUGCCAAUGGCAGGAUCCUGAAGAAGCACUGUGAGUCAGAGCAGCGCUGCCUGGACCGGCUGAUGGUGGAUGUGCUGAGGCCCUUCGUACCUGCCUACCACGGGGAUGUGGUGAAGGACGGGGAGCGCUACAACCAGAUGGACGACCUGCUGGCCGACUUCGACUCGCCCUGUGUGAUGGACUGCAAGAUGGGGAUCAGGACCUACCUGGAGGAGGAGCUCACGAAGGCCCGGAAGAAGCCCAGCCUGCGGAAAGACAUGUACCAGAAGAUGAUCGAGGUGGACCCCGAGGCCCCCACCGAGGAGGAGAAAGCACAGCGGGCUGUGACCAAGCCGCGGUACAUGCAGUGGCGGGAGACCAUCAGCUCCACGGCCACCCUGGGGUUCAGGAUCGAGGGAAUCAAGAAAGAAGACGGCACCGUGAACCGGGACUUCAAGAAGACCAAAACGAGGGAGCAGGUCACCGAGGCCUUCAGAGAGUUCACUAAAGGAAACCAUAACAUCCUGAUCGCCUAUCGGGACCGGCUGAAGGCCAUUCGAACCACUCUAGAAGUUUCUCCCUUCUUCAAGUGCCACGAGGUCAUUGGCAGCUCCCUCCUCUUCAUCCACGACAAGAAGGAACAGGCCAAAGUGUGGAUGAUCGACUUUGGGAAAACCACGCCCCUGCCUGAGGGCCAGACCCUGCAGCAUGACGUCCCCUGGCAGGAGGGGAACCGGGAGGAUGGCUACCUCUCGGGGCUAAAUAACCUUAUCGACAUCCUGACUGAGAUGUCCGAGGAUGCCCCACUGGCCUGAGCUGCCCACGCCCUCCCUGGCCCCCGCCUGGGCCUCCUUUCCUCCUCCUGUGCUUCCUUUCUCGUUCCUAACUUUUCCUUCACUUACACCUGACUGACCCUCCCAAACUGCACUACAAGACACUUUGUAGAAGAGAUGAGAGUUUCUAGUCAUUUUCCUAACUUCAGGGCUUGGAGGUGGUGUUUACACUGCUCUUUGUAGAGAGGGUCACCUACUAGAAGAGAAAUGCCCAGUCCGAGAGGUGGGUCAGGUGUCGAGCUGGAGGGGGUCCGUGGCUGCUGAGGGGACCCUACCAGAUGAGCCCUGCCUCUGGGAGCCCCCUAGGAAGCACCAGCCUGGACCGACCACCUGCGGAGGCCUGCUGCCCCCUGGCGGCCAGUGCUGUUAGAGUGCUGCCAAACAGCCUUGUUUCUGCCAGGGCCUCCCCACAGGAGAGCCCAGGGGGCCGGCCAGGUUCCUGGUGCCUGGCUGGGAGCAGGGCUUUCUGGUAGUUGGGGCACAAAACCAUCGGGGAGCCACAUGUUGACUGUGAGCAAAAAGUCUUCCGAUUAGCAGCCUCAGGGAUGCCCUGGUGGCCUCUCCAGGGCUGCUCAGGCAAGGCCCCCCACCCAUCUGGUAUGGAAACCUGCUGGCUCCAGGCCAGACCCGGGAGCCAGGAGAAGGCUGAAGCCAGCUUGGCUGUGUUCUCUGAUCUAGGCCUUCCCAGAGGAGACGAGCAGAAGCUGUGCCAUUUGGAAUUGCAACCCAUGAGUUCAGAAGGCACACUCUGCCAUGCUGAGCUCCAAGGGUGCUACCAGGGGAAGAUGGGACCUAUAGAGUCUCUGGGCCCUGGCCCCAGGGAGGAGCACGUUUUUCUCGACCCUCGCCUACCUGGUGCUAGUUGGUCAACCCUGCCUGCAUACAUGGGCUCCUGUCAUGGGGCCCAGAGUCCCUUGCAGAUACAGAAAUAGGGGAGGAGCUCAGGUCUGCGCCAGGCAGGAAGAAGGCAGGCUUCUGGCUUCCAGAGAUGCCGCGGUGGCCUCCUGGCAUCAUUUGUUAUUGCCUCUGAAAUAAGCCUUACCGCCUGGAGGGCUUAGAUUCCUGCUUCUCCAAUGUAGUGUGGGUAUCUUGCAGGGUAUGUGGUGGAUGCCAGGACGUGCUCCAGGCAUCUCUUCCUGAAGUCUCUGCCUUUGAAGAUUCGUGGAGAACCUGUUUAAGCCCAAUUUUAACUGAAAGCCAGUGAGUCUGUUAUGGAAGGGAAUGUAAGAUUUGCAUGACUUCUUAAGAACAAAACCCCCAGCUCUGUGCCCCAGGCUCCUUGGGGCUUGCCACCCACUCCUUUGCUGUCAGAGGUACAGGAGCUGGGAGAGUCCAGGAGCUAGGGACACAGAGGGAGACUAUGGACCAAGGUGUGUGUGUCUGGAGGAACCACUGCCCACCCCACCGCCCUGGGGUCUCUGGGGAACUGUCAGCCUGCCCACGGGACAUGUACAUUUCCCCUUUUGUGCUGGAAGUGUGAGUGACACUUGCUGGGGGUGGAGGGUGGGACACAUGAGGAUAUAUAAGUACAGAUUUUAAAAAAGGAAAUCACUUAAACUUCCUGGCUCUUGUUUAAAACAGUGGUGAGCUCCUGUGUGGGCCGACUUGCUAAAGGUCACACACGCACCCGGUGGAGCACGAGAGACCUCGUGGCAGCAUGUGAUCUGGAAGGCAGGCAGGACGGGGGCGUUGGGGAGCCAAAGUCAACUCUGGGCCUCUGGAGCUAUAGUGACUUUUGGGCUAGAAGGGACCCUGGUGGUCUGUGCUUCAGCCAUUUGCAGGGCAGGGGCAUCAUUAAUUCAGACGUAAAGAUUCUAUGACUAUGGACUGGCCAAAAGUUAUCCUCGUUCCAUCUGUGAAAGAAGUCUGCUAAAGCAAAUCAUGAUAUGAACGAAAACUACAGGGGACCUGUUUAAGAGAACAAAAUGUUCCAAGCACUUUAGGCAGACACCAGCUGUUUGCAAACAAUGUGCUAAUAUGCAAAUGAUGUGCUUAUUAAAGGAGGCCCAUAGGGCCUCUUAUUGGCAAUACUUGGCUGUGGGUUACAUUAAAUAUGUGAAAGUAGUAUGAAAUAGCAUCAUUUUAGGGUUAUUCUGUUACUUAAGGUUUUUGUUUUCUGUUUUUUUUUUCUUUUUUUGUAUUUACUGUGCUAGUUCUCUUCCACACCUACUCUGUCUCUCAAGCCAUUUUGCCACCUGCUUCCCUGCCAUCUGGCCCUUCCCUUUGUCUCAGUGAGAUAGAUGGAUUGUGAAAUGGAAUCUCCCAGAACCCCUGCCCUGGCAGCCUGGAAGACCGUGCCUGCCCAGCCCUCGUCACCACAGGGACUCCUUGGGUCCUGGCAGUGCAGGUGCCAGCAGGCAGGACAAACUGUGCACCUGUGCCCAGGUGAAUGGGCGCAGGGUCCUCUUGCCCUGUCCUCUGGGGGGCCCCGCGAGUUCUUGGCAUUCAGCACUGCUUAGCAUUCUCGGAAGGUUUCCUCAACUGCUUGCUUUUCCCAGGCUUGCCUUUAGUGUCAUGUAAGACAUUUUUAAGUUAUAUUUAUUUUGUUGGGUUUUAAAAUUGCACAGAACACUAAGACCGAAAGGCUGGACUCUUGUUUCUCCUUGAAAGCUUUGCCUUUGUUUUGAACUUCCUUUCCCACUUGGUAGAAAGAGCCCAGAAGCAGCCCUGGCCCUAUAAGAUGGACUCUUUCAUCCUUCAGUUGUAUUUAGCUUUGAGUUUCUCUGCAUCCGUCCACCCCAUGUGUAUAUAACCCAGCCCCUGGCUCUGGGGUGUUCACCUCCUCAGUGCCUUUUGUUCUGGAGGAGAGGACCCCCCCGCCUGCCGAGAGGCUCUCUUCCUGUUCUGCACCCCUCUCCCCAUGGGACCUUGGAGAAAACUGAACUGUUACAAACCCCUGCACAGUGCCUGUCAAACAGAUGCAAACCUUCCUGAAUAAAGCCUUGGAGACC